AUAAUUUGUUUUGUGUAAUUAACAAACUCCCGUUUUUUAGAGCAUACGGAAGUAUCAAAAUAAUUUACACUGGAGCUGGCAGUAACAAAGCUCCAUCAACAUACCCAAUAAAAAAAUCGAAAAAAAAGGAAGCAGCUACUAAACUUUAAAUAAAAAAUUGAUAGCGCCACUUUUACACAACUUAACAUACCUAAAAGAAUUUAGAUCUACCACUGUUCAGGCUAACAUGCUUCUAGUAUGAAGUCACGACCUUGCCACAUAUGAAGUUCCUGCCAGAACUGUUGGAGUAGCAAUCUUCCAGUAUGCCUGAAAAGUUUAUAAGAUCAAAAGCACAAACCAGGGAGGACUUUCAAAGAGUUCCUCCUCUACACAGUCAGUCGUUAGACUUGUCCUCACUGACAGAGCAGGAGGAGAGGAUCAUCCAGGCUGUCAUACAGAAAGAUGAGCUUGAACGCAGCAUCCUUGAUGCUAAGAUCAGUGAAGUGAGGAAAGAAAUUCAAGAACUUCGGAAAGCAGGGGCCCUGACCUCUGGGGACAACCAAAAUGCAAUAUGUGCCCGGUGCAAAUACAAAUUCCCCUCAUUCAUCAUGCCCCUGGCUGACCACGGCCAGCGCUGUGUCAGCUGCAAGUUCAGGGUUUGCAAGAAGUGCAGCUCCAGGGAACCCAGUGGAAUGUGGCUGUGUGUCUUGUGCUUAAAGUACAGACAAGAAAAGCUACUGACUGGAGAGUGGAUGUCUAAGGGGGAGUCUAUUGGCCUGCAGGGUUCUGAUCUGCUCAGGGUCUCACUACGUGACAGAAACCCAAGCAGCCACCGUAAGCUUCCAGUGGUAACAAAGAAAGCAGACGUGGUGCUUGCAGUAAAAAAGAAUAAGGUUUCAGAAACUGUCAAACUUUUCCAGCAGCGCCGUGACUCGUACACCCAUGCUGUGGAAAACCAGAGAGCUACGGUAGCCGCGCCUAAAGGUAACCCAGAUAAGAGAGCGGCUGUAUCAGCUCGCCAUGGAGGCGCCACAGACAUGCAUGACCACACAGUAGCUAGCUCUCUAGAACAAACCAAGCACCUUACUCACCAGUCUCCUGUCUCUACUAAAGCAUGUAGCUAUGAAGAUUUAACAAACACAUCUUUACCCAGCUUUAAAACUACCCCUGGAGGAGCAAGUAAUGUUCCCCAAGUUCUACCAGAAAAAUUCAGAUUUAAAAGAAAAUUGAGUGAGGACCAGAGAAAGUUGUCCAGCAGUUCUAGUGAUGUAUUGUCCAGCUUUGAUCAGCCAACCAGUUCAGUGGCAGCCGAGGAUGGCGCCCCCACUCCAUCAAGGCCUGACAGAAAGUCAGACGGACUAGGUAAGCCAACAUAUGCUUUGACUAACACAAGCAGCCCAGUAGCUGAUGAGGACAAACAGAGAAAGCAACUCCCCAGCACUGGUGACAGUUUUGAAAAAUUGUAUGACCAAAAUGUCAACAGACUGGUUGAGCUGAUGAGCACAUCUGGAGACCACUCUGGUAAAAAGUCAAAGAGAGAGCUGCCCCAGACUCCCCCUAAUGGUAAGAGCAAAGAGUUUUUGCUGCAGAAAUCCUUGUCCCUGUCUGAUGAAGUGGCAGCUAGUCUAGUCUACGUCAGUUUUGAUACUGAUGACUAUCACUGUGCUACGUUGGAUCACAAAAAUAAUAAAAUGGUAUCACCACAUACAAGAAAUCAAGGCAAAAAGGCACCACAGGGCUCAGCAGACAGAAAAGAUCAUACUCCUUCUCACAAACAGCCACAAGAAGAACAGCUUGUUCUGAUUACCACUCAGGUAGCUAAGAAUGAAACAGUUGCUAAAAAAGAUAAAGCUCCUGUAGUUCAGGAUAAAAAUGUCAAUACUAAAUUGGAAGACACAACCAUUAAAGUAGAUAGUAAAUUAGUAGCAUUGAAGCCGGAGCAACCUUCAGCUGUAGAGAGUCUAGUUGAGAACCUGGCCAAACGGAAGUGGUUGGAUCAGUCAGAUAAAGCUAGUGCCAACCUGUGUCGGAGCUCUUCAAAUGUUUCAGACACAUUCAGUAGUGUCACAGAGAUUUCUGAGCAGUGGGGGGAGGCUGACUCACUGCCUUAUGACAGUGACAGCACGAUGCAUGAGAAGGUUUUUGAUGACAGCUUUGUGGUUGAUGAAGAGGACUGUGUCAAAAAGCCUGGGGUAGAUGUUUACAAAAGUGAAUUUAAAAAAAAUAAUGGCCAUGGUUGUGGAGUUGAGCUUGAUGCUUCAGAGCACGAGUCUUAUCAGAGCAGUGCUGAAAGUUCAGCUGAUUCUACACAAAACACCACACAACUUUUUUUAGCUCACCAUGCACCGGAGUCUGGGAAUCCAGAAGGAUAUGCCAGUGACAAGGACAGUUCAGUCGACAGUCAGUUGUCUGCCUUGGAAUCUGACCAAGGUUUUCUAAAUUUAGAUUUGUUAAAUGCCUCAAAAGAAAUAACAGAGUCUGGAAGUGAAAAUACAGUUUCUGGCCAGGUGAAAGAAAAAAAAGUCAAGCCAAAUAAGAAUGAGAGCAAACUUAAACUUAAUGUCCACUUGUUUGGCAAGAGGAAAUUGGAAAGAAAAAAGAAAGAAACUGAGAACACUGAGAAAAACGAAAACCUGAGGAGGAAAGAGAAAAAUGUGUUGGGAGGGAAUUAUCUUCCCUCUGAUCACACAGCGUCACAUAGAAACACAGAUGAUAACUCAGAAAGUUAUAAGACAGAGGCCAAGGUCACUUUACUGUCUCUAGCUCUGAGAAGAAAACUUGAAGAGGAACAGAAUUUACAUGACCUGGAGCUGAGCUCAAACUUACCUGAAGCCACACUUGACCUGGAUAGCUGCACAUCAUCACAUUCCUCAGUUUGUGACGACAGUGCUAUGAGAAGUGACAGUGAUGAGUUGGUUAGAGACAGUGACAGCAGUGUCACCAGCAAUAACACCAGCAAGUCCAACACACCAGACCCUCGACUGCUACAGCAGCAGCGAAAUCAUGCUGACCAACAGCGUAGUCGCACCGAGCAGCAGAAGACUGCACCGGAGCAGCCCAAAGUCAAACCUGAGCAGCAGAAGACAGUGCAGGAGCAGCCUAAGGCCAGGUCUGAGCAGCAGAAAGCAGGGCAGGAGUCACAGAAGAGCACAGAACAGCAAAAAGUGAGGCUAAAAAGUCUGGCAGAACAACAGCUACAGGUGCCAGCUAUAGCAGUCACACAGUCUGGGGAUGAGCAGAGGGAGGAAGAUGAUGAUUUGGAUGAGUUAUUUGGCAACCAUCGUCCACAAUUGUUAGGCAGUCGUAGCAGUUUGGCUGACAGCCGUGAGAGCAUAUACAGCGUGUACAGUGAUGCAGGGGAGGUGAACUAUGGGAAGAUACCUGUCACUGGUGAUAUUUUCUUUAACCUCAACUACAAUGUUAAAUCAAGUGCUUUGGAGAUCCACAUCAAACAAUGUAGAAACUUGGCACCCGUUGAUACUAAACAUGGCCGAUCAGACCCGUACAUAAAAACAUACCUUCUUCCUGAUAAAACUCGAAGCAGCAAACGGAAAACCAAAAUAAAAAAACACACAUUGAAUCCAACUUUUGAUGAGGUUUUGAAGUAUUCAAUAACCCCAGCGGAGCUAGAAUCUCGUACUUUAUGGGUCACAGUGUGGCACAAUGAUAGGUUUGGUCGCAAUGAUUUUCUAGGAGAGGUCACCAUACCUUUAGAUUAUUACAGAUUUGAUGAGAAUGCACCACGAUGGUAUCCUCUACAGGAACGGUCAAUGAGUCAAGAAUCUGAGUCGCCCGUGCUGGCCUAUAAAGGUGAUCUCUUCAUUUCACUCAAGUACAUCCCAGCUGACAUGGUAGACAACGCCCCAAAGAAGAAGUCUGGCUCAUUUCGCAAGAAGAGCAAGGAGAAAGAGAAGCCAAAGGCUGGUUUGGGGGAGGUACAUGUCCUGGUGAGGGAAGCUCAGAAUCUCACAGCUAUGAGGGCAAAUGCAGGAUCCAAUCCUUUUUGUAAAGGAUACCUGCUGCCUGACGUGUCACGCUCCAGCAAACAGAAGACACCUGUGAUCAAGAAGACGACCAACCCACAGUGGAAUCACAUUCUGGUGUUUGAAGGGGUCGACCAGUCACAGCUUCAGCAGCAUGGGCUGGAGUUGACUGUGUGGGACCAUGAGAAGUUGUCCAGUAAUGAUUUCUUGGGGGGAGUCAGGCUCAACUUGGGGCAAGGAACUCACCAGGGUAAACCUGUGGACUGGAUGGAUGCUAAAGGUGAAGAGAUUGAAGCCUGGCAGAGUAUGUUGGAGCGCCCCAAUGAGUGGAUUGAUGCACAGCUGCCACUUCGCGCCAGCAUGGGAAAACAGAAUGUGAAGAAAUAGUCAGGA
Molecule: messenger RNA, 4355 nt
Organism: Physella acuta
Lineage: Eukaryota; Metazoa; Mollusca; Gastropoda; Physidae
Product: synaptotagmin-like protein 5
Biological process (GO): intracellular protein transport; exocytosis
Cellular component (GO): exocytic vesicle; plasma membrane
Molecular function (GO): neurexin family protein binding; small GTPase binding
Source: RefSeq, a predicted model, not a curated record